CUGAGUUCCUGGGCUGGCUGGAAAUUUACUGUUCUGCCUACACUGGGCCACCUCCACAUUGUAAAAAGGAGUGCCUUGUGGCCACCGCUUGUAUGGCACAACCUCCAGUACAGUUUUGUGUGUCCUAAAAAGGAGUUCAGAUACUUCCUGGCAGAUAGAACCAAAAGACUGCUGUUCUGAGGGCUGUGUGUGCCAGGCUAUGCCACAGGGGUUCCUGUAGAAAUAACAACCUAUGCCUGAGGACCAGGGCACAGUACCAGCCAUUCCACUGCUUACACUUGUGCAAAGUGAUAAAAGGGAAUUCAUCUGCAGCUGUGGCCCACCCAGAUAAAACCUUUAGGCGGGAAGUUAAGUGACAAGUGAACAUAUGUGUGUGUAUGUGUUUUUAACUGUUAGUUGUUUUCGAUAUUUUUAACAAGCUUUUAGGCUGCUUGUGGAAGCCAAACCAAAUACCAGGAAGGUAUUGCAGCAAGAUGGACAUGGGAGAGGAUCAGUCUCAUUUGCAACGCCAUCAGACACCUCAUCGUCAUCAAGGAGAGACCUUUGCUCCAGUAUUCAUUGGAACUUGGAAUUUGCGAGACCGAGAACAACUCAGAAAAAGAAAAGCUGAAGCACAAGAAAAGCAAACUUCACAAUGGGCAUAUGGAGAACAGAAAAAAUGCAAGAGGCAGAACACAAGAAAAAGAAAUCAGAGAGGCCGGAAGAGGCAACAAAAUGCAGAACCAAAGAUAAAGCCUCAGUCACAAAUAGCAGAGGAAAUGAUGGAGAUAGCACUGGUACCUACAGAGAAAGAAAAUGAGCCACCUGGAGGAGCAGCUGAAGCCUCUGCUUUGGUAAUUUCCUCCCAAAACACUGUGCCUGAGGAACACUCUUCUAAACUGUCUCAGGAAAGCAUUAUACACCAGGAAGAUUCUUCUGAGUACCAAGAAACAGUGGCACAAAACCAUUGCCAAUAUAUGGCCGAACCUGAAGACCUUGCUCCUGAAGUGUGCCAAGAGAUAUCUGCACUUCAAGACUAUUCUUCCAAAGUAUGUGAAGACGUGGCUCAGCCUGGAGUCCUUGUUCCUAAAACAUGCCAAGAAAUAGCUGUGAUUCAAGCUCAUCCUUUCAAAAUAUGGCAAGAUACAGUUCAGUCUGAAGUCCUUGUUCCCAAAAUGUGUCAAGAAACAGCGGUUCCUAAAGCUCCUUAUUCUACAACCUAUGAAGCUGUCACUGACCAGGAAAGAUGCACCCCUGAAGCAUCCCUCCCACUCAGUGUGCCUAAAGAGGACGUAGACCCAGACCCGGCUGGACCAGAGAAACCCACUUUGGAACAAGAUCAAGCUGAGCCAGGAGGCUUCUUUCUCCAAACACAAGAAAUAGCUCUGCCUAAAGACCUUUCUUCAAAAACAUAUCAAGAAACAAUUGAGCCCAAAUACUUUUCUCAUGAAACAUAUGAAGAAAUGAGUGUGCCUCACAAUCCCGCUCAUAAAAAAACCCAAGAAACACCCCAGCCUGAAGAAUAUUCACCUGAAAUAAACCAAGAAACACCUGAGCCUGAAGACUAUUCCCUAGAAACCUACCAAGGAACACAGGGGCCUGAAGACCUCUCGACUAAGACAUACAACAAUGAGAAUGUACCUGAAGAACACCUUCCAGAAGCAUACCAAGAAACAGGCAAACCCCAAGACCAGGAUCUGAAAGCACAUGGAGAAGAUGCUAAGGAUGUUUGUACUCUUCCUCAAGAAAUGAACGAAAAACCCCAAGUAGAAGAACCAGAAGUACCAGCAAUUCCACAUGCUCCUCAAGAGACUGGUCCAGAAAAUGAUGUGUAUAACUAUGUUUUGUUUUAACAAUGUUCAACCACAAAGUUGUAAUCCAGUGGAAUAUACAUCUUAACAUUU
Cavia porcellus (domestic guinea pig) is the source of this 1883-nucleotide messenger RNA. RefSeq names its product hemogen (gene Hemgn). Lineage: Eukaryota; Metazoa; Chordata; Mammalia; Rodentia; Caviidae. The transcript has 4 exons. Gene Ontology annotation, cellular component: nucleoplasm. Bases 474 to 1832 code for a protein of 452 amino acids. The record is from RefSeq and is a predicted model, not a curated record. Gene Ontology annotation, biological process: cell differentiation; regulation of osteoblast differentiation.